Rangifer tarandus platyrhynchus (Svalbard reindeer) is the source of this 303-nucleotide messenger RNA. The record is from the annotation of a GenBank genome assembly. Lineage: Eukaryota; Metazoa; Chordata; Mammalia; Artiodactyla; Cervidae.
AUGAUACAGAAAGUGCUUUGCAGGAAAACAAUCAGUACUCCUGAAAUAGGAACUACCGUGUUAGUAUUAAUAAUAAUUUGUGCGUUUAGUGAUCUGAAGUUUUCACUGGGCUGGUGUAAUAAUACACUACCCUACAAAAUCCAGUUUGGAUUGUUGUUGGUGUCUUUGGGUCAGGAACAUGAACUGUGCCAAGAAGUAUUUUUCAGUCAUGAAUGGAUCCCAUUAAUGCAGUUAACUGGAGAGAUUGUGCUGCUGCUUCCUCAACUGACAAAAGGAGCCUUUGUCCAACACCAGAAUUGUUGA